AUGGGUGGACAUCUCGGGCGAAAGCGUAGAGCUGUACAGGGCCUGAAAGUGGCCGAGAUUGUAGUGGACUUGGAUGCCGAGUAUGUCGCGCAGUUUGACAGUAUAAAUUUGGCUAUUCUAGAUAUUGCAGAUCAUAUCAAUGCAGUUAACCAGUUAUAUCUUCCUUCCGGUAUAAUCCAUACUAUCAAAAGCGUUACAGUGCGUACCGCAGACGCCCCGCAGUACACAGCGCAAGAUCCUUACGAUUUACUGGAUGAGGUUUAUACUACCUGGGCGGGAAACGGAGAUGAUGAUUUAACUAUGCUAUUCACGGGCCGUUCGUGGUCUUCAGGGACAGUUGGCGUUGCAUAUCUGGGAACAGUUUGUUGGCAAGAUUGGAACAUUGGAGUGUCCCAGCUCCUUUUUACGCGUCUUAGAUUGGCGGUGACGAGAGUUCAGUUAAUCGCUCACGAAUUGGGGCACAACUGGGGUUGCAACCAUGUUGAGGCUACGGAAGAAAACAAAAAGUACGUCAUGUACCCCAGCGUUUUAUCAACAGACACCACGUUUGGUCCUGCUUGUACUGCGGUCCUCGUAAGCCAACAACAAAAGGAAAAUACUUGUCUUUCACUAAUGGCCAGCGAGGAAGCUUGUGCGAUUUCACCCUGUGUACGUGGAUCGUGUAGUGUGCUGCACAUCGGUGCUACCGGUGCAUCGGAAACCGUCUGCACGUGUCCAUCUGGCUACACUGGCGAUAUUUGUGAGGUGGAUAUUGAUGAAUGUGAAAAUAAUGCGUGCACAGCAAAUAGUCUGAGAUGUGAUGAUGAUGUGAACUCGUACAAAUGUGUGUGUGCCCCUGGAUUUGACGGUGAAUUUUGCGAGAACAACAUAGAUGACUGCGCGGUUGACCCAUGCAUUAACGGAAAUUGCGUAGAUUUGGUCAACGGCUUCGAAUGCACUUGCGACGCAGGCUGGGAAGGCGAUUUAUGUAAAGAUGAUAAGAAUGACUGUGAUCCUAAUCCAUGCGCAAACAGUGGUACGUGCACUGACAUGGGCGUCGAGGCUUUUACAUGCACUUGUGUCGCAGGAUAUGAUGGUCCAGAUUGCUCGAACGAGAUCAACAACUGCAAUUCCCAGUCGUGCAACAUGCGCGGUACCUGUGCAAGCAGUGUCAAUGCCUACACAUGCACUUGUGAUGCCGGGUUCAGAGGGGACGAUUGUGAGUUCGAUAUUGAUGAGUGUCUCGAUAAUCCUUGUGUGAAUGGCCAAUGCUCCGAUGGUAUUAACGAUUACACAUGCGCGUGUGUGCUGGGAUGGGACGGUAAGAAUUGCGACAACAACAUCGACGAUUGUUCCGCGAACCCGUGCCAGAACAACGCAGCGUGCACAGAUGCUGUCAAUGACUACUCGUGCGCGUGUGUGGGAGGGUUUUUCGGUAAGAAUUGUGAAUUUGCUUCCUCGGGCUGUGCCGCUGAGCCAUGUGCGCAUGGCGGAGCGUGUACUGACGUUGGUGACAUGGGUGGGUUUCUGUGCGAUUGCACUGGGACUGGCUACAAUGGUGCAAACUGUGAAGAAGAUAUCAUCGACUGUGUGGAAGGAUACUGCCAAAAUGGUAUAUGUACGGAGGGUGUCAAUCUGGCGACGUGCGAGUGUGCCGCAGGAUACACCGGCACCAAUUGCGAGAUCGACAACUGCUCGGCCAUGUGCCGUAACGGCGCGAGUUGCAUAGGCACAGCUGACAAUGUAGUUUGUCAGUGCGCAGAUGGGUAUGAGGGUGCCAAUUGUGCUGAUGAAAUUAAUGAGUGUAACGUGUUAACACCAUGCGCUAACGGAGCAGUCUGCACAGAUCUCGUUAAUGGCUACGAGUGUACGUGUGCACCGGGAUUCAGCGGAGAAACGUGUGAAAAUAAUAUCAACGACUGUGAUCCCAACCCCUGCCUCAAUGGUGCUAACUGCGUGGACAAGGACAAUGCAUACGAGUGCGUGUGUAUCGCGGGCUACACAGGUGCCAACUGCGAGGUUAAUAUCAACGACUGUGACCAUCAACUGUGUCAGAAUGGAGCAACAUGUGAAGAUGGUGUGGACUCAUUCACAUGCAACUGCGCAGCAUCGGGCUUCACGGGUGAGUUCUGCGAAGAGAACAUCGACGAUUGCAUCAACGAGCCAUGUGGUGAACACGGGUUCCAAUGCAUUGAUGGUGUCAACUCGUUCAUGUGUAUCUGCAAAUCUGGGUUUGAAGGACUGACAUGUCUGGUGGACAUCGACGAGUGUGUCACGCUCAACCGAUGCCAGAACGGAGCUACAUGCACCGACAAGCCCAACGACUACGAGUGCGAUUGUGCACCUGGAUAUGGUGGCAAGGAUUGUCAGGUGGAGAUCGACAACUGCAUCCCUAGCCCGUGUCUGCACCAAGGAGUAUGUACAAAUGCCCUCAACAGCUACACUUGUGAGUGUGCGGACGGAUACACCGGUCCCGACUGUGAGAUCGAUAUCGACGAAUGUGUUGGCGUGGUUUGUGGACACGGCACAUGUGAGGACAAGGUGAACUCGUACCAGUGUGUGUGUGAGGUUGGAUACUCGGGAGAUCUGUGCGAUGUUAAUAUCGACGACUGUGUCGGUGUAACCUGUGCCAAUGGAGGCACCUGUGUGGACGGUGUCAACACCCAUACGUGUCAGUGUGAGUCACCCUUUGAGGGCGACAACUGCGAGAUUGAUCCGCGCGUGGGUCCAGUGGAUAAGUGCGCUACCUACGGCGAGUGUCAGAAUGGUGGAAAGUGUGUGCUGGACGAUGCUGGAGAGCCAAUGUGUGAGUGUACGUCUGCGUAUGUCGGCACCUUCUGUGAGGCCGAAAUGGACUGUCCUGUUUGUGAGAACCGGGGCCGGUGCAUACGCAACUGGCGCGACUACACAAAGGUGUGCAUGUGCAGAGCCGGUUUCUAUGGUCCCACCUGCUCAGAAAAUUCAAAUGCCGUGGGAAGGGCUUGCAACAGAUAUCCCUGUGGCUGGAGAGGCCAGUGUGUCAAUGAUAAGUCUGAAAGAGGUGAUUUCAAAUGCGAGUGCUACGCUGGAUGGACUGGUCGAAAGUGCCGAUCGAUGGAACUAUUCGAGGGCGAGGAGUGUAUCGAGGGUCGACGUGGACAGCACUGUGAGAUUGAUAUCAACGAGUGCGUUGAGGACAAUCCGUGUGUGAACGGGCGGUGUAUCAACAGAAGAAGAUAUGGGCAGACUUACACCUGCAGGUGCAACAAGGGCUGGAAAGGAACAAACUGUGAUGUUCCCAGGUGAAUGGGGAUCUGAUAAUCCUUAUAAGUAGUACAGUAGAAAACACGAACAAGUGAUCAAUUAGUAAUAAUUCUAGGAAUAAUUUAGAUAUGAAGUGAAUAAAAUAAAUUGGAAGUACG
Molecule: messenger RNA, 3380 nt
Organism: Sphaeroforma arctica JP610
Lineage: Eukaryota; Ichthyosporea; Ichthyophonida
Exons: 1
Coding region: 1-3264 (1087 amino acids)
Biological process (GO): Notch signaling pathway; proteolysis
Molecular function (GO): Notch binding; metalloendopeptidase activity; calcium ion binding
Source: RefSeq, a predicted model, not a curated record